Armigeres subalbatus is the source of this 2612-nucleotide messenger RNA. RefSeq lists its product as uncharacterized. Gene Ontology annotation, molecular function: nucleic acid binding; single-stranded DNA endonuclease activity; RNA endonuclease activity. Gene Ontology annotation, biological process: apoptotic DNA fragmentation. The transcript is spliced from 4 exons. Bases 23 to 1465 code for a protein of 480 amino acids. NCBI's taxonomy places the organism in Eukaryota, Metazoa, Arthropoda, Insecta, Diptera, Culicidae. The record is from RefSeq and is a predicted model, not a curated record. Gene Ontology annotation, cellular component: nucleus; mitochondrial inner membrane.
CUUUGUGCUUUGAGGAUCCAAGAUGUUAAACAAGUGUCAUACAACCUUAUUCAUACUAGUUAUUAUCGCUCUGAGCUGUAUUGCCGAAUCCACCAAUGGUGUUCGCGAAAAUCCUCGACAGAAGCGUUCACCGAAGCCACAAUUUCCAAAGUUCAUAUACCGCCCAUUUGCGAAACUAAUUUCCAAGGUGAUUCCCAAGGUACAUAAGAAAGGGGUGAAAUUUGUUUCCGAUAAUCCUGGCAAGAUAGUGGGCGGCGGUGCUGCGGUAGCUGUUGUGAGUGUAGCAGCUGCCGGGAUUGGGAAGAAGCGACCUCGUCCUGGGUGUGAAGUAUACAUACGACAUCUAAAAGAGAAGCAACCUGUUUUCUUGGAUAUCGGAGCACUGAUGAUUCCCGUUGAUGGUUAUCUAAAUUGGAAUGUCGGAGACAAGUCUUGGAUUGCAUGUCCCUCGUCAAGUGACCAAAUGAAUUCCAUAAACGGGCUUUAUCGAGUGUCUGCCGAAAUUGAAUGUGUUGGUGGGCACAUAUUCAAAUAUGUACACAACAGCCACAUAAUAAAUAUCACUAACGUAUACUGUGAUCAAAGAGCCACAGGAAACGUUAGAAGAGACUCAAACAUUCAGUGUCCAGGAUCCUACAAAGCAGUUGGAUUCAAUGUGUCAUUCCCAAUCAUUGGAUACAAAUUUUUCGAUCUUUAUCAUUUAUGUUUCAACGAAUCAGCGGCAACUACUGUUUACACCACUCACACGUUAUAUGGAAAUGAAAUUUCACAUAAAUGCUAUUCAAGUAAACCGCAAUUCAAGAGCGCAGGAUUUUCCCAUAGGAACAUUUCAUGGGCAUACAAUAUUGCCUGGCAGAAAGAUGAACUCACCAAUCUGUUCAGAUCCUAUCCAAACGAAACCAAUCCACAGGGAUCUACAGAUGACUACUACAAUCUGAGCAAUUUACAGCGGGGCCAUCUCAAUCCGGAUGCAGAUCAGCUGUUCACCACUUGGCAGUGGUCGACUUACUUCUACAUCAACGUCGUUGGCAUGUGGCAGCAAAUCAACAAUGGUAACUGGAAGAACUUGGAAAACAACGUGCGAACACUGGCCGCAAAUUCGAGCAAAACUUACAAGAUCUAUACUGGAACAUUCGAUACACUAUCCCUUUGCUCGCGGGCGGAAAAUUGUCCUAAAUUCACGCUAAGCGACGGGCGAAUUCCCGUACCGAAAUGGCUGUGGAAAAUAGUGAAAUUCCCAGAAUUGGACGCAGCAAUUGCGCUGGUAGUCAGCAAUAAUCCAUUUGUGCAUGUCAAUCCGAUAUGUAGCCUUGGCGGUGAAUCCUAUGGAUGGAACUCGACCAUCAAUUCGAAUUUAACGAGAGGUGCAGUCAGUUAUUGUGCCGUAAACGAUCUUAUGCGCGUGGUUCCCACUAUUCCAUCGGAAGCUUUGGCCAACAAUAUAUUAUCCUUUGAAGUUUCGUAAAUAUAAUACAACGUGUGACAUAUUAUGAAGUUAAUUGAACUGCCGUAAUCUGAGAAAGUGACGUAAGCGACAAAUUUCAACAUGCUUGUUUUAUAUUUUUCUGUUAAAGAGCUCGAUGAGUAUUGGAAAAUGGCGUAUACGUUACUAUACGUCCAAUAAACAUAAUAAGAUCAGAAUCUCCGCCACAACUAAUGGAAUAAAAUUAAAAGUGGAACUGAAUUAAGAAUAAGUUUCAUAGAAGGAAAGGACCUUUGAAGGAAUAAUUGGCAUUUUCAAACGUAGAACCUAGGACCUUCAAGUAAAUUAUAAUAAGCCAUUCUAUUCCUAUCCGAAACUUGAAACAUUUUUUUUUAGAUUUGAGUUAUGGCACAAUUUUUGUAACCAGGAAUCUUAAUACUUAUUUUUAAUUACCGAAACACAAAACGGUUUAGUUAUUUUUCAUUCUUCUAAAAGUAUGUCACCCAGGAACAAAAAAUUCAACAACACAAAACUGCAAUUGCAGAGCGCCCCGACGCUACUCUUGGCAAUGACUUGCUUUCAGUACCACUUUGUGUAAUGAGCAACAGCCCGGCAUCUGGUACAUAAGCCGUGGUGGAGAACAUAUUCUGCUCUAUAUUUUUUUUCUUCCAAGGUCUUUCAUGAAUGGAAAAAAUUAUGCUUACUUUUAUCCGACAUUUGUGAACAAGCUGAUAUACAUGCAGUCAAACAUCCGUGAGUCGAUGCUCUAAGACUCGAUCGACUCAUGGAAGCAAAUUUUUAUUUUUAUUCCUUUGGAAAAUGGCAGCCAAAUAUGGCACCGGGGACCAUUCAACCCCACACCUCCUGCACUCCUCUCCCAUCAACAUUCGAAUACAUCGAAUAGCAUUGAAAAAAAAGUUUAAUAUUCAAAUUGCUAACCUCUUCACAGCCUAUUUAUUUACCUCUCGUGAUAAUGAACAUGUUUCUUCAAAGAGACCAAUGUAUUCCGGCUCUAAUUAUAGCAUAAAUCAGCAGCUUCGUGCCCAUUUUGUGCCAAAGUUGAACUGCGGUGUUGAACUUAAUCUAAAAUUUAAAAAACAUCUCAAUGAAGAAAAACAAAACCAAAGUUUUCACACACUUCUCCGCACAUGAGCAGCCUGAAAUGUUGAUCGAAUACAGAUUAAUCUUC